UGACCACAAAUCAAUAGUUUAUGAACGUUAACAUAUUAUAGAUGUGUUAUAUGAAUAUGUGUGAAAUGCUUCAAAAUAUUUGAAUCAAACUUCAAUGUUUUAUAACUAAUGAUCUGGUAUAUAAUGUAAUGCUUUUAAUUCACUGGAUAAAAGGACCUCAAUUUUGAAGUCUGAUGUUGUCAUUUACUGCUAAGGUUAAGAUUUUACCUUAGAUAAUUAUUUUUAUUUAUGAUGUUUUUAUGAUGUAACUUAUUUUUUAAAAGGACGAUGAUGAAUGAACAGAUCAUUUGUUGAGAAUAAGAGUGAAAUCUGUACUGUAAAACUCUCCUGUCACUUUUCAAUAUCCUGCUAUUAAUAGGAUUGAUUAUUAAUGUAAGUGUUCAUCAUUCCAUAAAUAUCCUCGGAUGUAAUUGAUUUUGUGUUUGAUCUCGUUCCUCUCUACAGAUGAGAUUUCAGGACAGGGUGUCACUGCAGAGGUCCAGGAAAAUCCGGAAACUCUCACCGGUGACCUAGAGAUCCUCACCACUCAGGAUCCACUCGCAUGUGUACAGAAUCCAGUCCUUUGUGACUCCCACGUGCACUUUGGGUUGGACUCGAACAGUGGUGCUGUUCAAAAUCCAGUCGCAAGUGAGUCGGAAAGGGAUGAAGAAAUCCAGCAAACUUCAAUCAGUCAGUCUGAAGAGAAGCUGGAAGACGAGGAGAAGCCCGGUGUGAUCAUUCAGGGUGAAUUUACUUCCAUAAUCCCAACAUACACAUACACACUUUCGCUCGUAUGUAAUUAGAACAAAUAUUGUUAAAAUAGUUUUUAUGUUAACUACAUUUCUGCAUCUCUUUUAAUAGAGAUCAACUCCUGCUUGUAUAAGAUCGGUGAAAUGCUGGGGGAAGACAGUUCUGUAGCCGUCUAUGAAGGGACCCGUGUGCAGGAUGACUUGAAGGUUUGUUUUGUUACUUACAGUAAAUACCCAGCAAAUAGUUUUUCGUCUGGUUUGUGCUACUCUGUUUAAUAUCUCGCUCUGUCCUUUACAAACCUUCUCAAUGUAUCUUAUUUCCACUAUUAAGUGCUCGGUCUAUUUCUUACAUGUCUGCUCAUGAUGAAUGCUUUGAAUGAAAUUAUUUCUGCAUGACUUGACUGUAAAUCAUUUCUUUGUUUUGUUGAUUAGGUGGUAGUGAAAUAUGUCGAUACCACUAAGCGGGUGGAUUAUAUCGUCAUCGUAAGUAGUACCUGUUCUUCUUCAACUGAAAACAUCUACAUACGCUUUUUACAUAAACAUAUUGUCUUUAGUUUUUCCAAAAUUUGAAAUUUGUCUUUCUUCUAGCCGGGUUAUCCUGCACCCCUUCCACGUCAGGUGGCUCUUCACAUGCUUGCAUGUCAGGGAGAUGACGUUCCUGAGAUUGAACGGCUCGUGGACUGGCAGGAGUAUCCGGACCAGUUCGUCAUGGUCCUGGAGCGCCCUUCUCCCUGCGAGGGUUUGGAGGAAUUUGUUGCGAGUAACGGGGGAAAACUCGAUGAGGAGUCAGCCAAGGAGAUCAUGUGGCAGGCAACCAUGGCUGCCCACAUGUGCUGUAAACGGGGGGUUUUCCACAGGGAUAUCAAGCUGGAGAACUUCGUCAUAACAGCAGACACCCUAGACCUCAAACUGGUCGACUUUGGGAGCGGUGAACUACUUCAAAAGUCGGCCUACAAGACGUUUACAGGUAUGUUAGACACAUUACCAUUUGGAUAAAUGAGAUGACAGCAUUCAGAUUCAGCGCUAGGCUCACUUUUAGUGGCUACAAAACGCUGUGGCAAUGUAAACGGUGACAUGAAUCUGUUUUCAUCAGGCACGAGAGACUACGCCUGCCCUGAAUUUUUCCAAACGGGCGAGUACUAUGGAAAGCCGGCGACGGUGUACUCGCUCGGGGUGCUGUUAUUCGCCAUGUUGUGCGGGAAAUUCCCCAACUGCAAUGACCGGAACUGGAUCAAUGAGAGGAGGUGGUGCAAAGACGGCUUGACUGAGGGUGAGAUCUUCAUCACACCAACU
This is a messenger RNA of Triplophysa rosa, 2021 nucleotides long. RefSeq names its product serine/threonine-protein kinase pim-1-like. Bases 1359 to 1724 code for a protein of 121 amino acids. The record is from RefSeq and is a predicted model, not a curated record. The transcript has a single exon. Gene Ontology annotation, molecular function: ATP binding; protein serine/threonine kinase activity. Gene Ontology annotation, cellular component: cytoplasm. Gene Ontology annotation, biological process: protein autophosphorylation; regulation of mitotic cell cycle; negative regulation of apoptotic process. Lineage: Eukaryota; Metazoa; Chordata; Actinopteri; Cypriniformes; Nemacheilidae.